Messenger RNA from Pseudophryne corroboree (corroboree frog), 7895 nucleotides. RefSeq names its product NEDD4 binding protein 2 (gene N4BP2). NCBI's taxonomy places the organism in Eukaryota, Metazoa, Chordata, Amphibia, Anura, Myobatrachidae. The record is from RefSeq and is a predicted model, not a curated record. Gene Ontology annotation, cellular component: nucleus. Bases 253 to 4914 code for a protein of 1553 amino acids. The transcript has 17 exons. Gene Ontology annotation, molecular function: endonuclease activity; ubiquitin binding.
AUUGUACAGAACGCUCUCGUGGUACUGUUGCUGCGGGAAGAGAGGCGGGGCUGGGUCACGUGAUGCGAAUCUGCUUUCUCUGCGGGGAGAAGUUCCUGGUUGUCGAGCGAGUGACCGGGCUUUCCGUACGGUGUCGGGGACUGGAGGUCGCUUGGUGUGAGGGGGAGUCGUGCUCGCUGUGUGAGGUACAUAUGCACAUGUAGAAGGGAAUUUAACUGAAAAGGCGGACUAUGAGGAAUAGAUAUAAUUGAAAUGCCCAGAAAAAGAAAGAGUUUGUCUGCCAGUCCUCAGAGAAAGACUUCAAAUGCCGGCUCUAUAUUAGCCCCCUCAUCCUCAGCUGCGCUGCCUCUACCGUCAGCAAUGAGCAAUAAGAAGGAGGAAAUGUUGUGCAGUAUGUGUGAGAUGUUCCCCAACCUGGACCCUGCCUUGGUUGAGAUGGUGCUCUCUGAAUAUAAAGAAGUAGAGGUAGUGAUGGACUGCCUCUUGGAGCUUUCAACAGACACUAAAGGGGAGACCCAACUGGAGUCAACUGGAUUUCACAAGAUAGCAUCAUUUCUGGAUGACUUCCAGGCUAAUUCAGAGAGUUCAGAAAAUGUGGACCCUGCUUCUGACCAGAUAGAAGAACCCCAAGAUGACCUAUUUAUGGAUGGGACUCUGUGCAAUGAUUUGGAUACUCUGUUAGAUGAGACACUUGAUAGGUAUGGUUUAAGCAGUGCAGAAAACAUUUUUAACACAGAACUGUGUGAGCAUUCAGUACCCACAGUGUCUACUGACAUGAUGAUGCCAGAGCGGUUUCAGAAUACACCAUUCCAAACAGAUGAAAUGGAAGUUACUGUUCACUCCCAGACAGACCUGGAAAGAGAAGACUAUCAAGAUGAUCUGUAUUUGGAUGCCUCACCUCCUGAGUGUAACGGGGAUACUGUUCCUACUUCACCAUCAGAUGCUCCUAAAGCCACUGAGAAGAGCAAACCAGAGGUGGACUUUAGCAAAACACCACAAAUGAUUUUCAAAUUUGAGGGCAGUAAAAAGCCAGUCAACAAGCAGAGUACUGGCUUAUUGUUUACACCACCGCUUUCAAGUGUUUCCUCACAGUCCCACACUAAGUGGAAUCCUAUGGCAUCCUCCUUUUAUCCAACAUCCAACCCACAGAGCUUGUUCUUUACACCAGUAGCUGCUAUUCCUGUGCCGUGGAUGGCAGGUGCAAGAGUACCUUUUAGAGGAAUUAGCUAUAGUCCUCAAGUGCCGCCUUUGUAUAACUGGAAUUUUAACCACAUUCUUCAAACCAGUUGUAGUGCUCAGAAUGUGAAACCCGUAAGUCAGUAUGAACCUGGGCCACCGAUUGGUCCUCAAAUCUCUAAAAAAGCUACCAAAAUUGUAGGAAAUGUUCUAAUUUUGCUGAGGGGUGCCCCGGGGUCUGGAAAGUCUACAUUAGCAAGGGUGUUGCUGGAGCAGAACCCAGCGGGAGUUAUUCUGAGUACUGAUGAUUAUUUUAAACAGAAUGGUCGAUACAAGUAUGAUGUGACCUGCCUAGAGGAGGCCCAUGAGUGGAAUCAUAAGAGAGCCAGAGAUGCCUUUGAAAAGACGGUCUCCCCUAUCAUAAUAGACAAUACCAACUUGCAAGGAUGGGAAAUGAAGCCAUAUGUUUCUAUGGCUAUGAAACACAAAUACAAAGUAACUUUUCGUGAACCCGACACUUGGUGGAAAUAUAAACCUAAAGAACUUGAAAGGCGCAACGCUCAUGGUGUAAAGAAAGAGAAGAUUAAGAAAAUGUUAGAACAUUUUGAACGUGUUACAGUGAAUUCUAUAUUAAAUCUAUCUCAUCCAAAGACAUCAGAAAGAGCUGAAAUUUGUCAAAUCAUAAAACCAGGUGAAAAAAAUAGGCCGGAUAGUUUGUUACCACCUACUUCGAAGGAAGAAGAAACCUGUUUUUCUGAAACAUCUGUAACUCAUCCAGAAAAUACGUCCGCCUUGGAAAUGUCGAAAGAGGGUCCUGAAAUUUCACUUUUUAAGCAGCCAGUUAUAGAAAAUCUGAGACAUGCAGAUGACAAAAAUGAAAACUGUGUAGAUUUAGUUCAGUAUGCAGAGGCUUUAAAUAUUUGUGAUGAGGAGUCAAACCAUAUUGACUGUUCUGUCGAUUCUGACGGCUUAGAGGCAGCAACUGCAGAUACACAUGUUUCAUGUACUAAUAGUGAUUUGGUACAGUUCAGUGAAAGGCCGGAAUUGCAAAGCUUUGUUGGAGACUGGCCUGUAGAACACACUAUGAGUCAGAGGGCUCCACGGAGUAAAAAGAAGACUAAAAUAAAACGUGAAAUGCAUGAUCCCCCAGCUCAACAAGCUAGUGAAGAAGAGCAGACCACAGAUUAUAGUAUGGCUCAAAUAGAUAUUAAACCAGUUGAGCAUGAUCCAUCCAAAGAAAGUAGUAUUUUAAAACUUAAAAAUGAUGUUGACUCCACCAGUUGCCUUCAUGAGGAGGAAAAAGUAAUCGAUCUUGCAUUAUUCCCCUCAACGGACGAGGAGAUGGAAGCUCAAGGAAAACUACAAUCCGAUGCAGCUGAUGUUAAUGAGCCAUCUUUAGUUGCACAGGUAACUGAAAUUGUUGCCAAAAAUGAAGAUGUUUUAAGUGUUGAGGAAGAUGUUAAAAUGAAGUCAAGUCCAACGAAACGCAAUGGUUGGCAUUGCAAAUUAGCCCUAACCUUCACAAAUACUUGUUCAAGCUCAUUAAAAGAUAACGAGACACAGCAUAUAUGCGAAUCGCUGGGAGCCAUAGAGCAAGCCAGUGUUGGACUCUGCAGAUCCUCACAAACUGAGCCACAAGAUUUUGCACUAGCAUGGAGAAUAGAGAGAAAAAACUUAGAUAUUGUUGACCCAAUAAAAGUUAUUACUGGAAAAAGUAGUAGGUUCAAGUCAAAGUCGUUGGAAACCAACUUAAAUGCUCAAGAGCAUAUACCAUACAGAGUGAUGCAUCAUAAAAGUACAGCUGUAGAAGAGGACGACAUUAUUCGUCUGGGGGAUGAGGACAGUCUUAAUAUUCUCUGCAAGCUCUUUAGGUCUCUUUCUUUUGAGGUUCUUAAAGAUUUAUUUGAAAGGUGCAAUAAAGAUAUAGUAUGGACAACAAACUUGCUUCUGGAUUCUGGCGAAAAGAUCUACAAAGAUGAGGAAUGCCAAUCAGAAAAUGACUUUACAAGUGAGAGAGAACAAUGCAAACAUUUAGUAAGCUGUUGCCAAUCUAAGGACAAUGUACAAAGUACCGAAUCUCUGCUAAUUCAUGACAGUUCUUUACUAAAUUAUGAUAUCUUGAAAAUGGAUGAUUGCAAUUUUAAAGACAGUAGUCUGAAGGCUUGUGAAAAUAUUACAUUUGUAAAUGAAAUGCCCCUAGUUGUUGCAGAAGAAUUUAAAAAUUGCAAUGUGUUAUCUUCUAAUGAAGUGAAUAUUACCCCUGAUUAUCAAAAUAAAGUAUCAACUGAAAGUAAUAGUCUUAAUCUUCACAAGGAAAUGGUAACUGACCUAAUUGGAGAUCAUAAGCCAUGGGAUCCUGAUUUAGAAAAAGGACAGCUUGGUGCACCAGAUAACAGUACUGAAGAAUUAUAUGUUCCUAGCCCAGAUAUGUUCCAGAAAACGUGUAUCCUUCACCAGGAAGAUCCAUUGGUUGACAAGGAUGUAGAACAAACUGUAGAUAUCGUUGCAGAGGAGGACAAAAUGAAAAAUAACAACUCUAGGUCACGGUCCAAGGAGUCCUUACAUUUUGAUUACCUGGAAUUGUCUCUACCUCCAGAAUUUGCCUUUCAGUUGACUGAAUUGUUUGGUCCUGUUGGAAUUGAUCCAGGCUCAUUAACUAUUGAGGAUUGUGUGGUUCCCGUAAAUCUGCAAUUAGCGAAAUCUAUUCACAAGAUGUGGAAAGAAUCAAUUAUGGAAAGGCACAACCAAGAAUCAUUGUCCUAUCAGCUCCUGUUUGAAGACAGCUCACCGAAUGACAGUGCCAUCCUGGAUGAUGUUCUUCAGGCACAAGAGACAGGAUUGCUCGGAGAGCAGUUUGAUGUGUGUCAGGGAGACGCAGACCUGUUUCCUUUCAUGGACCAAUGGAACACAAGAACAAAGAAAGUGUCUCUACGGCAGAUCAUGUCAGAAGAAUUGGCAUUACAGGUCCAUGAAGAUUUGAAGAAGUCUGUACCAAGGAAAAACUGUGCUGUGAAAAUGAAGGAGAACCAACUCUUGGAAUUGUUCCCCCAUGUUGAACAGAACCUGCUUAUGGAUGUAUUUAAAGAAAACAAUUAUUCUUUAGAGGAGACUGAGCAGUUCCUGAGUUACCUUCUGGAGGCUGAUCCUGUGCAGAAUGUUGUGGCUCAAGGCAUGAAACAAGCCGUGCCCUCAGUAGCUGAUAAAACUAAGGAAAAGAGAGUGAAAGUGGAAACAGACAUUCUCAGUGAGCAGUACUUCCAGGAUUUGGAAUACCCAGAUUAUGAUGACUUCCGGGCAGAAGCUUUUCUCUAUCGGCAGAAGCAACAGGAGAGCUACAGGAAAGCUGCAGAAGCUCAUAACCGGGGCAUGAAGCAGGUGGCAGCGUAUUACGCACAGCAGGGCUAUCUGUAUGGGCAGAAGAUGAAAGAGGAGAAUCGCAGAGCAGCGGUUCAGAUUUAUGAAAGGGCCAAUGAGUAUCUGCUGCCGGAGAAUAUAUUAGAUUUGCAUGGGCUCCACGUAGAUGAGGCUAUGAAGCACUUCCGCAAGGUUCUGCAAGACAAGACAGAAGAGAUCAAGCAAAAUGGAGGCAAAACAUAUCUUCUUGUGAUCACGGGAAGAGGAAAUCAUAGCCAGGGAGGUGUACCACGCAUUAAACCGGCCAUUAUCGAUUACCUGACAAAUCAUGACUACAGAUUCCAGGAAAAGACAGCAGGUGUCCUUCGUGUCACGUUGAAAUGAACCUGGAUCAAGGUCAAGAUUGUUGCUUACGAGAAAGAAAAUAUUAUUUACAAUAUUUAAUUGUAAUCUACUGCUGUGUUGUGUGGAUGUUUAUGGUGAAUGGAUUCUCAGAAAAAAAGCUCUAAGCUGAUUAAGUAAUGUCUCUGGUAUAUAGACCAGAAAAAUAUAUGGAGUUAUAUAUACUAAACACCGGGUUCUCAAAGCUGCUGGUUAUCGAUGAUCUUGAUUUAAACCAGCAAUAGUAAUCAAUGCAAAGAUAUUGUUACUAUUGCCGUUUUAAAUUUCAGCGAUCAAAGCUGCUGCUGUUUAGUGAAUAUACCCCAUGGUGUUUUUACUGCCUGACCAUGUUCGUUUUAAUAGAGGAGUUAUUGUUUACCCAGCAAGCGAGUUUGUCAACGUUCAUAGAGCGCAUUUUGUUUAUUUUAUAGCUUAUUUCCACCCGACUCCUCUUCUUGUACAGUUAAGUAAAUGCCUAGUAAGUACCUGAUCCUGCUGCAUCUUCUAAUUUUCUUGGUUUUUUUCUUUUAAACUAAAAAUAAUGAUGCUAGCUGCUGAGAAGAACCUUACUGGCUGAACUGGUUAUUACAUUUUUUUUUUUUUUUUUUAACUUAAUCUUUUAUGUGUUUUUUGAGCCUUAAAGCAAACUAAUCAACACAAUGUACCUUCUCCAGGUCAGUGUUUUGUAGUAAGAGCUACAGUAUUGGGCCAUAACAGUGGUUUUUAGAUGUAGGUUGAUAUGCGCAUUUUAAUUUGAUUCUUCAAGACCAUGUUAUGUUUUCUUGAUUUGCGUUGUUUUACAAUUUAGACCUCCCUCCCUCAAAAUAGAUCAGGUUUUAAGUUAAAGAUAAGUUUUUAAUUUGUCACGUAUAAAUAUAAAAAAUGUGCACUAUGUGGAUUAUAUUUUAGUUUAUAAUGUUCCUCUUUAGAAUUAUGGUUAAUGACUCACUCUUACUUUGGUUUCCACGACUAGAAAAGAAGGAUCCCCAAAUCAAAUUUCUAAAUGUAUUAAAAAAAUAAGUGAAAUUACGUUCUGUUGCUUAAUAAUAAAAUGUAGAAGUGUGUUUUUGAGGCGUUCUCAGUAAAGUGUUCCUUUCAUCUACACACAGAGGCACAUUUUGUUAUCUGAAAUAUUAAUCCUGAAAAUGUAACUUUUCGAUUUACUGGGGACCAGUGACCUCACAGAGCUGCUUCCCAGCCAAAUGUGUCUAUGGCUUUAGCGCCUAGUCUUUUGAUGGGCUGCAUUUUAAUGUCUGUUGGUUUAAGACACAACCUGGCUACCUACCCUUGUUUGUUAAAUCACCUCUGCGCUAGAGAAAAGUUACACUAACAGAACACUAUUUGAGUUUUCUUCCAAUUAUUAUCUCCUAAUUUUUAAUACUACUAUACUUGUUUAUUUACUGUAAGGAAAUAUUGCAUCUUAAUUAGCACUGAGUACUGCUUUCAUUUUUAUGCACACUGUAUUGUAGUUAUUUUUAGCCUGUUAACAUUAAUUGGGACAGGGGUUUUUUAAAAAAGUGAAUCUUAUUUAAGACUCUUGGGUUUGAUUGCUCGAGCAUCUUUUCGUUGUUUUCUUUUCUGAAUGGAACAUGUUGGAAAACUGCUGCAACUUAUGAGCACCUUUUGACAUGAUUGAUCCCUACAGCAAAUUCAUGUUCCGUCUUAACUGUGUAUUCCACAGCAGUGUGGGCGAACGGCCCAUACACAUCAUCCCAGGGAUCAGUGUGGCUGCUUAAAGUGUACCCCUUGCCUGCUUACAGGGGAGACAGAAAUUUUGUGGGGUAAACAUUUACUCAGCCUGUUAUUUUAGAAUCGCCUUGAUGACAUCACUAGUUCCUAGUUAAAUCACAGGACAUAUUCUCAUGAAGAUAAGCACACAAGGUGACUGCCUCUGCUUUGUGUCGGCACUGGCCUGGGUUAUUAAUCUCCGAUAAGAAAGAGUAAUUGUUCUUGUACUUGGUGACAGGGUUUUUUCUCAUAUUCCUUUUCGGUCCUUAGCUCACACUUCAGAACACAAUAAAAGUAAAAUGACUUUUACCAAUGUAAUGUAGAACGGUGGUUCUCAACCUUGGUCCUCAAGUACCCCCAACAGUUCAUGUUUUCCAGGUCACCGAGCAGUUGAACAGGUGUAUUCAAUACUCACUGACACAUUUUAUAAGACCCACAGGUGGAGCAAAUUAUUUCACUUGCAAUCCUGUGAGGAGACCUGGAAAACAUGAACUGCUGGGGGUACUUGAGGACUGAGGUUGAGAACCACUGAUAUAGAAGCUAGAUGUAUAUAUGUGUGUGUGUGUGUGUGUGUGUGUGUGUGUGUGUGUGUGUGUGUGUGUGUGUGUGUGUAUGUAUGUAUAUAUAUAUAUAUAUAUAUAUAUAUAUAUAUGUAUGUAUAUAUAUAUAUCACAAUACAGUUAUCCGAUAGACUUGUGUACAUAUAGAUUUUCUAUGGUAAUUUGUAAUAGUGUUAGUAUAAAUUAACUGAAACAACGUCAGAUUCUGGUGCUUACUGCUGAUUUUACAUAUGGGAAAAAAUGUCCGUAUUGAAAUGCUUUGUGUUAUAAAAAUGCAUUAAUUUGUGUUUUUAGUGUUAGGUUGCCAAUUUUCUGGCGUGUGAACAAAUGUACAGAGAAAAAUAUUUUGAACAGACUUAUUUUUGUUGAUUUUUAUUUAAUUUUUUUACAUGUACAGUUUUUGUGUGGUUUUGUAAUCUUUAAGAAAAAUACAAAAGAUAAUGAUAAUACAAAAGCUAGUAACUCUGUUCUUGUGUUCAUUGAACGACAGAUAUUGAGGAUAUUCUUGUUCCUGCCAUUUGUCACAUGCCAAAAAAUCCUUUGAACCUAGGGCUGUACCUGCCAUACGUUGUGUUUUGUAUUUCUACAGUUCUGUAAAAUGUUUAUUUUAUGGCAUGUAACAUACUUGUUUUGUAACAUGUACAAUUAUUUUAAUGGUAUUUUUUAAAUAAAAAUAAAGGUCAUUUUAAUAAGCUG